Eruca vesicaria subsp. sativa (arugula) is the source of this 3286-nucleotide messenger RNA. NCBI's taxonomy places the organism in Eukaryota, Viridiplantae, Streptophyta, Magnoliopsida, Brassicales, Brassicaceae. The record is from the annotation of a GenBank genome assembly.
AUGGGUAAACUGAAGAACAAUUUCCCCGCCAAUAUAGAAGACACCCAACCGAUUGACUCUCUUCCCUCUUCUCCUUCUCACUCUGGUGAAGAGAGAGAUUCUUGGAUUGGGAGUUUUGCCGAUGAGUUAAUGCAGGACACUGUACCUUUUGAGGAUGAUGCUUGGAUCAGUGAUGAGUAUACAGAGACUCAGGUCAUGGACAAUGAAUGUGGUACCGAAGAGUUUCUUCUUUGUUGUGAAACUCAAGCUGUGGAUUUGGGGCUUGUGGAGGAGGAGCAGUUAAUUCAAGGUUCUGAUGGCUUAGAUACGCAGGUGCUGGAUCGUUUUGAUGAUAACGUUGUUGUUGCGGAUAGUGAUGAUGAUGAUGAUGUUACUGUUUUCUUGGAGGAUUACAGCGAGAGGGAGGUCUCUGACUGUGGUGACUCGCGUAGUAAAGGAGGAAAUUUGUUAAUUAGUGAGGAUCAGAAUAGAGAACAUGCUAAUGAAAACACUAAAUCAACUGUUGACGUUGAUGCUGAAUGUGGAAUCUCUGGAAAGGUGGCUAGAUAUGCUUCAGUUCGUUCAGCAGCUUUUCGUGCUUCUGCUGUUGCAGCUCGUGUUGCUGCCCAAAAGCUUCUCAACAGUGACUGUUCUACUUUAGCCAACUGCCAUUCUUCUGAUCAAACAGCCACUCAUUACUCUCGUCCUGAACCAAAUAUCGGAGAUGUAAGAGAUCAAGAUUGUCCUCCCAAUAUGCCUGUAGAAAAGAAAAAUGAAGGAAACAGAACAGCGAGGAAGCUCUUCCCUGAAGAUGAUUCGCCUGAAGAAAACUGUCCUCCUCCUGGUUUGAGUUAUAUAGACUCUCAAGAGCCUGGCGAGGCAUCACAAGCCAAUGCUCUUGAAUUUGUUGAUAAACUCAUUAGCGAGUCAGGGAUAAAGUUUGAUGUGGAAGUUGGAGCUGACUGUGGAAAGAGAACAGAAGAAAAAUCAAAAAGCAUUCCGAGUGUUAAAGGUCCACAAGAAUUAGCGAAGAAAGCAAGUUACAAAGCAAGAGCUGUUGGAAACAGUAUUUUCGACUGGGAUGAUAAUCGUGAGGAUGAAGGAGGUGGUGAUAUUUGUCGUCGAAGAAGAGAUGAAAUAUUUGGAGUUACAAGUAAAGCAAGAAGAUCUUCUUCAACCUUGCUGGAUAAAAGAAAGGUUCAUUCUGAUUCUAGACUGUUGCAUAGUAGUGUGACUAGAGGUGGAAAGAUGAUCCAAGCCGCUACAAAGAAUCUUGGCAAAGAGUUAGAUGCGGUUUCGGAUGAACAUAAUAAGAAAAUAUCUGAUAUGCGUGAGUUGGUAGCUUUAGGGUAUGAUUCACAAGUGGCUGCUGAAGCUAUUGAUGCUGUGUGCUCUGGAGAGGGAAAGAAAGUUGAUGCUUGUAGUACAGGAAAGAAACUGCCACCGGGAGAAGAGAGAGGGUUUUCUAAUGGUGGAGUUAUUACUAGACAAGCCAAGGGAACUAAGAGGAUUCAAGCUAUGGGUAAAGAUGAAUUGUUUCAAAGAAGGAUGAAGAAGGCUAGUCCAAGUCCUGCUAAAUCUUGCGGGAAGAGUACUGAAAGAUCUUCAAAGAGAAGGAAGGUCCAUACUGCUUCACGAGAAACCAAAAAGAAUCUUGUUAAUGAGUUGGAUAAAGUUUCUAAGGACAGUAAUACAAGAAUGUUUGAUAGGGGUGAAGAGGUAGAAGCAGGCCCUGAUACGCAAAUGGCUGCUGAAGCGAUCAAUGAUCUUCACUCUGGAGACGCCAGAGAAAUUAAUCAUGAGUCAAAUUGUCUUAUAGGUAAGAAAUCUUCUCGGGAAGGAGCUGUUACCAGGAAAUCCAAGAGACUUAAGGGGAUUCAGGCUUUGGAUAACGAUGUUGAAUCGCUGAAACCAAAAUUCAAGAAGGCUAAAUCAAUUCAUGCCAAGGCCUGUGAGGAGAAUUUGGAUAGCUAUUCAGAGAAUGAGAAACAUGAUAUGCCAGAUGAAGUUGUUGUGUCAAUUACAGAGAAGAAAAGAGAAGAAUUAUCAAACAAACAUUGUAAGUCUAAGCUGCUUAAGCAAUCAAGUGGAGGUGAAGCAGAGGUGUUGAGUAACCCCAUGUGGAGAAGAUCAGCUCGUAUUUCGCAAGAUCAGGAAAAUGAGGCAGGGAGGAGUUCAGAUCCUGCUUUUGAUACUCCAGUCAAAUCUAAGGCGCCUUCAAAGACUGUAUCGCCCUCUAAUGCGCCUUCAAAGAAUGUAUCGCCUAUAUGCAUGGGCGAUGAGUAUCAUAGACUAACUUGCAAGGUUUCUCGUACAUCAAACACUACAAAUGAACUUCGUAACCUGACCUUACCGUUUGUGCAACCUAUUCCCGAGGCAAAGAGUACAAGAAAGAGACGAGAUUUGGCUAGUAUACGUGUCUUGUUCAGCCAGCAUCUUGAUGAAGAUGUGACCAAGCAUCAGAAGAAGAUUUUGGCUAAGUUUGAUAUCUCGGAAGCAUCCUCCAUGAUGGAGGCAACACACUUUAUAGCCGAUAAUUUUAUGCGCACAAGGAACAUGUUGGAGGCAAUCGCUUCAGGGAAGCCUGUAGUGACAACACAAUGGCUUGAAAGCAUUGAUCAAGUCAACAUAUAUGUUGACGAGGAACUGUACAUACUCAGAGACUCAAAGAAGGAGAAGGAGUUCGGUUUCAACAUGGGGGUUUCUUUGACUCGUGCACGGCAGAACCCACUACUAAAGGGGAGAAGAGUCUUUAUCACACCAAAUACAAAGCCUGGUUUAAACACAAUCACGACUUUGGUUAAGGCUGUUCAUGGACAGCCUAUAGAAAGACUGGGAAGAACUGUCCUAAGUGAAGAUAAGGUCCCAGAGAAUCUUCUUAUCUUAUCAUGUGAAGAGGAUCGAGAUAUCAGCAUACCAUUUCUAGAAAGAGGGUCUGAGGUCUAUAGCUCUGAGUUACUGCUAAAUGGGAUAGUUACUCAGAAGCUAGAGUAUGAGAGGUACCGUCUCUUCACAGAUCAUGUUAGGAGAACUCGUUCAACGAUAUGGGUGAGAGACGGCAAAGGAAAGUUCCAACGCCGUAGAGGGUAAACUAAAGGAGGAAAUGUGAUCAAACUACUCCUUUUUUUUGGUCAAAGUUUUAGAUUCAGUUCAAUAGAUUGAUUAGAAAGUGGUUGUAUAUGUAAUGUUUGUUGUCUUCUCUUUCCACUUUUUUUUUUUCAAUGCUAACAUAUUUUUCUUGUCACAUUAUCUCAGACCCUUCUUUUGGCUUCAGUUUAACUUAUCUGCUUAGUUUAACUUAUCUGCU